This is a messenger RNA of Contarinia nasturtii (swede midge), 1485 nucleotides long. Its product is annotated as dnaJ homolog subfamily B member 12. The transcript is spliced from 7 exons. Gene Ontology annotation, cellular component: endoplasmic reticulum membrane. Bases 179 to 1300 code for a protein of 373 amino acids. The record is from RefSeq and is a predicted model, not a curated record. Gene Ontology annotation, molecular function: Hsp70 protein binding. NCBI's taxonomy places the organism in Eukaryota, Metazoa, Arthropoda, Insecta, Diptera, Cecidomyiidae. Gene Ontology annotation, biological process: cellular response to misfolded protein.
CCAGAAAAAAAACAUUUUUUGACAGACAGUCCAGGUAUUUUUCGAUAACUUUUGGUUUAAUAAAUAGUUAAAGAAUCAUUAUCACUCGGUUUAUGAAAAAUAGCUCGUUAAUUGUACAUUUGUAAGUAAUUUGAUUCAUAGGCGAAAAUUGCGAAAAAAAAAAGUUUAACACGUCAAUAUGGAAAGUAAUCGUGACGAAGCUGAAAGAUGCAUACAAAUUGCAGCGCAAUCAUUGCGGGAAUUUAAAUUGGAAAAAGCGGAAAAAUUUCUAAAAAAAGCUGAAAAACUUUAUCCAUCACAAAAGGCAAAAGAUUUGUUGGAAAAGGUGUUAGCAUCAGCUCAAAAUAAUACAAAUGAAACUGACUCAAUACCAAAGGACGGCGAUUCAACACGACGACGAAAAUCAGCUGCCUCACCCUCCCGAAAACCGCAAUCGUCGGAGCCUGACUAUACGCCCGAGCAAUUACAGCAUGUUAAACGAAUUCAGAGUUGUAAGGAUUAUUAUGAGGUACUAAAAGUUUCGAAAGAUGCGACAGACACCGAUAUUAAAAAGUCAUACAAAAAACUUGCGUUGGUAUUGCAUCCAGAUAAAAAUAGAGCGCCUGGUUCAGCCGAGGCUUUCAAAGCUGUUGGAAAUGCUGUUGCAAUCUUAACAGAUGCGGAGAAACGAAAGUCCUACGAUUUGUAUGGUUCCGAUGAUCAACAGAACAUAAGCCGAGGUGGUGGCGGUGGCGGCGGUUAUAAUCAUCACAGAACGUACCAAUAUGGAUACACUCGCGGAUUUGAAGCUGAUGUUACAGCAGAAGAAUUAUUUAAUAUUUUCUUUGGUGGUGGAGCGUUUCCCACACAAAACGUUUAUUCUAAUCGUCAACGUCGCUUUCACCGUCAAAACCACGAAGAGCGUGAGCCUGGUUACACAGCUCUGUUCAAUUUAAUACCAAUUUUACUGUUGAUUUUACUAUCGGGAAUGUCAUCGUUCUUUAUUUCGGAUCCAAUUUACAGUUUAACACCUAGUUCAAAAUACACGAUUGAAAGACGAACAGUUAGUACCAAUAUUCCCUAUUUUGUAACCGAGAAUUUCCAUGAGUAUCAAGGAUCGCUGGGAAGGUUAGAGGCAGCCGUUGAAGAUGAAUAUAAAACAAAUUUGAGAUAUGCAUGCAAUAGAGAACGAAAUUAUAAGGAGUCAAUGAUGUCGAAGGCGAGAAAUUUUGGUAGCAAAGAUUUAUAUAGAAAAGCACAACUAAUUGAAACGCCUUCGUGCAAGAAAUUUGAAGAUUUUAAGCUAAAUGGACGUUUUUAGAUUGUUUUUUGAUCAAUCUAAAUUAUUUAUUGAGUUUUCUUUGUUGUUUAGUUAUUAUGCUUAUCAAAUUAUGGAAUUUGUUCAGUAUUUUGAUGUAUAAAAAAAAAAAUUUGGACUUUUCAUAUUCUCAAGAAUUUUUUUCCCUCGAACCAAAAACAGUGUUGAACUCGAAAACGUUCUUGCUU